AUGUCAUCAAACGAUGGCAUUCUCACAGAGUCACAACCGCAACGCGAGCCGAAAUGGUCUAUUGCUGUUAAGAACUUCUCACCAUUAUGGUUCACUAUUUCGAUGGACACUGGGAUCCUCUCUAUAAUCCUUAAUCUGCUUCCCUAUCGCUUCUCUGGUCAAGAAAUUCUGUCCACGAUUCUAUUCGUCUUCAAUAUCGUCAUUUUCGCCAUCUUCGCCCUCCUGAGCAUUAGCCGCGUCUUCACUCAUCGCCGCCAUGUCAACAACGAAACACUGAACUCCGUCGAAGAAUUGUCUUACCUCGGUGCACCACCUACUGCCUAUUUGACUCUCGUUGCGCAAGUUACUCUAACAUGUAGCACGGCUUGGGGUUUCCCAUGGACAGUCGUGGCAUAUGUUCUUUGGUGGAUCGGACUUGUCUGGACCGUUUCCCUGACGAGCUUCACGGUCGUCACGCUGGUCAAACGAAAUAUCACGCACGAUCGCGCAUUGUCACCUGCCAUCUUUCUCCCGCUGAUCAGUAUCAUGACUCUCGGUACUACAGCCGGGAUAGUUACGAACUAUUCUACCGGCAUUAGCCCUUCCAUGGCAGUACCAGUGAUUGUUGUUGGGUACAUGGCAAUCGGUUACGCGUUCUUCCUCAGCUUAUUGUAUUACACGUACAUUGCGCAUAAGCUCAUUGCUGUCGGAGUACCUGCACCAGCGAAGAUUCCGGCUCUGGUCAUUACCGUUGGACCAAUGGGACAAUUCGCUACUGCGAUACAGGUUCUGAGUACUGCGGCUAGUUCACGAGGGCUAUUCGGAGCCUACAAUCAGGGCACGUGGUUGAAGAGUAAUGCGGCGAGUAGUGUGAGUGCGACUGCGACGCUGAUUGCGUUGUUGGCGCUGGGUUUUGCAUUCAUGUGGAUUACUGUGAGUUGGUACAUUGUGAUCGAAUCGAUGGUCAAGAGGCAAUUGCCGUAUAGUUUGACGUGGUGGAGCUUGAUCUUCCCGAUGGGGGUUGUGUUGGGCAUACCACAGCAGCGAGAAGAGGAAGACCAACAGGCAAAAGACAAGAAAGAGCGGAUGGAUCGGUAUAUCGUCAGGAACGGACACAUGAACGGGAACGCUAGCAGCAGUAAUGUGUAG
Molecule: messenger RNA, 1128 nt
Organism: Parastagonospora nodorum SN15
Lineage: Eukaryota; Fungi; Ascomycota; Dothideomycetes; Pleosporales; Phaeosphaeriaceae
Exons: 3
Coding region: 1-1128 (375 amino acids)
Biological process (GO): sulfite transmembrane transport; transmembrane transport
Cellular component (GO): plasma membrane
Molecular function (GO): sulfite transmembrane transporter activity
Source: RefSeq, a predicted model, not a curated record